Messenger RNA from Fibroporia radiculosa, 1281 nucleotides. RefSeq lists its product as uncharacterized. The record is from RefSeq and is a predicted model, not a curated record. Bases 1 to 1281 code for a protein of 426 amino acids. NCBI's taxonomy places the organism in Eukaryota, Fungi, Basidiomycota, Agaricomycetes, Polyporales, Fibroporiaceae. The transcript has 5 exons. Gene Ontology annotation, molecular function: antiporter activity; antimonite transmembrane transporter activity; arsenite transmembrane transporter activity. Gene Ontology annotation, biological process: antimonite transmembrane transport; arsenite transport. Gene Ontology annotation, cellular component: plasma membrane.
AUGGACACCCCAGACAACAAGGACGUGAUUAAAACAGAUAAUGCGGAUGAAACUGCUAUCAGGACUGUCUCUGCUAUCAACCCUAGUCCUGUGCAGGAAAAGGACGCACCUAAAGCUCUACUUAAGAAACUAAGUUUGACCGACAAACUACUCACACCUGCAAUUCUCGUCGCGAUGAUCGUGGGUGUCGUCAUUGGCGAAUUCGUUCCCAACGUCCAGCCUGCCUUUGACACUGCGCGAUUUGCUAGCGUAUCCGCUCCUAUAGCAAUAGGCCUCAUUGUUAUGAUGUGGCCAAUCCUCACGAAGGUGCAAUACGAAGCACUUCCACGUAUCCUGCCCACACGCACUAUGCUCAAGCAUGUUCUCCUCUCACUCGUGCUCAAUUGGAUAAUAGCGCCAUUUAUCAUGCUUGGCCUAUCGUGGGCUACACUUCCUGACCUUCCGACCUACCGUACUGGUGUAAUCAUGGUCGGCCUUGCACGCUGCAUCGCUAUGGUCAUGGUUUGGAACCAGCUUGCGCAGGGCGAUACCAACUAUUGUGCAGUCCUCGUGGUCCUGAAUAGCGUGUUGCAAAUCGCACUGUAUUCACCAUAUGCGGUGUGGUUCGUGAACUACAUGGGAGGCGCGGGAGCCUCGAUUCACGUCUCGUAUGGAAGCGUCGCCAUCUCUGUCCUAAUUUACCUAGGGAUCCCACUCGGUGCUGGCUUAAUCACUCGCAUCGUGUUGCUCUACUUUACUUCGCGAGCGUUCUUCACCACACGAUUCCUGCCCUGGAUUUCACCGCUUGCGCCACUCGGGUUGUUGUACACAGUGAUAGUUCUCUUCGCGUACCAAGGACAUCACAUCGUGCACAAUAUCGGCCAAGUCUUCCGUGUCAUGGUGCCGCUUGUCUUAUAUUUCACCAUCAUGUGGGCAGGGGCAUUUUCGCUAGUGUGGUGGCUAGGCCGUCGGGCUAGGGCAAAAGGACAAGGACAGGGAAAGCAAUGGAGCUAUGAGAUGGCAGUAGUCCAGAGCUUUACUGCGGGAAGUAACAACUUCGAACUCGCCAUCGCUGUAACCAUCGCAGUGUACGGUGUUGGUUCAGAUCAGGCUCUCGCAGCCACAAUCGGGCCACUUGUGGAAGUUCCUGUGUUAUUAGCGUUGACAUGGGUUGCACUCUACCUGGGUCGUGUCCUGCAUUGGAAUGGACGGGGCGAGGAGGUCGAUUCCUUAGACAGGACGGAGAGAGGUAUCAGUGAGAAGAAGAAGCAGGAAAGGCUAGGGGCCCAAGAAAAUGAAUGA